CAGCACCCUUGACAUUGAGGUGUCAAAUCAAGAAAUUGUCACCCACGGUACAACAAUAAUAAUGUAACACAAAAUUCUCCAAAAACAUGUAAAGUUAGACGAAGGCGUGGAGUUCAAUUAAAACCUGUGAUGUGUGCUUGUCACCUCCCUUAUUGCAGCGGCAGGGGCAGGGGUUUGGACGGCGACGGAUAUCGCUCAGGCCAAUCAAGGCGGAAUGGCAGCAGCUGCUCACUCAUAGGCCAAUAUGACUCUCGAAGAUCCUCUGAUCCUCGCUCCGGUCGCGACAGACGAUACGACCGCCGGUACCACAACCCCGACGCUUUCGAUCCUCCUCCCGGCCCAGCCGCAGCCGGCUACUGUGGGUCCUUGAAAACAACAAUAUGCAAGUCCAUAGAGGACGCUUGCACAUACUGGAGGAGGCUGCGCAAUGAUCGGUUCCAUUGGGAGCUCUUCAAGAGUGUUCUGUGGUUCACCAUAGGCCUUAAGCUCUUCAAUGACAUAACCCGCCACAUCACCAACCAAAGGAAGCGCCGCUGCAGGCCGAGGCCCAAGAAUUGUUGAUCUAACAGAACCCACAACUUGUCAUUUUAAAUUGAACUGUGAACAAUUUGUAAUAUUGAACGUGUUAAAUAAACGCCUGAUGUUU
Spodoptera frugiperda (fall armyworm) is the source of this 646-nucleotide messenger RNA. RefSeq lists its product as uncharacterized. The record is from RefSeq and is a predicted model, not a curated record. Lineage: Eukaryota; Metazoa; Arthropoda; Insecta; Lepidoptera; Noctuidae. The transcript is spliced from 2 exons. The coding region runs from base 130 to 561 and encodes 143 amino acids.